AACAACUCCCUCUAAAGUCAUUGGACAGAAAACGUGCUCACCACACUAUAAAACCUGCUUUCAGCAGUUGCAAUUUCACUGAGGGUAACAAUGCUAGAUUAAAAGGGUCAAGUAUUCACUUUUCUCCAGUAUCCUGCAGGUGUAUGAUCCAUGGAUCAGAACAGCAGCAGUGAGGAGCUGCAAUUAAUUACCAACGACCCCGUGUUGGUGAGGACGAGGAUGGCCAUAGUGCAAGUGCUGGUGUGGUUCUUUAUUUACAUCGACAUCUUCAUGCUCUUCACCUUCUUCAGUAAGCAGGCUUUCCGGGGCAAUGCACGCUACAUCCUGUUUGCUCACACCCUGCUGGUGGACUCUGUCUACCUGCUGCUCUCAGUACUGAUUGUGUUGCUUAACUAUAACUAUCUGCUAUUUCCUGUGGGUUCCUGCGUUCUGCUCUGCGUUAUCUUGGAGAUCGUUAGCAGCUGCACACCAGUGACCAUCACUGCUAUGUGCUUAGAGCGCUAUGUGGCCAUCUGCAUGCCUCUGAGGCAUGCUGACAUCGCCACCACUGGCAGGACACUGGCUGCCAUCACCAUCAUCUCAGCCUACAGCUCCCUCACCCCUUUUCUGGACCUCUUUAUCCUGAUUGUCAUAUCUCCGCCAGGCUACUUUGCCACGCCGACCUUGUGCCACUAUGAGAUCAUGAUUCUGACUGAGUGGCAUCGCUUCAUGCGAACUGUUCGGUAUCAAGUGGACUUAGUUCUGAUUGUAAUUAUUGUUCUGUUUUGCUUUGUUAAAAUCACGCUGGCUGCUCGAACUGCCUCUGGAGAAAAUAAGCAGUCUGCAUCAAAGGGGAGACGCACGCUCCUGCUCCACGGCCUGCAGCUGUUUCUGUGCCUGAUUGAUAGGUUGAGCCCCUACACUGAGAGCGUAGCGCUGGAGUGCAAUUUAGAGCUGUACUUGAUUAUCCGAUACUUCAAUUAUGUGGCCUUGGGUAUUACGUCCAAGGCUCUGAGUUCAAUAAUAUAUGGUCUCAGGGAUAAAAAGUUUUUCCUUGCUCUAAUGUAUUAUACCACCUGCAGGUUUAAUCAUAAUAUUGCAACCUGAAGACUCUUCCGAGAUGAAUCAGUAUAGCUGAAUAAUGAAUGCUGAGAAUCUCAACCUAACUGCAGCACUACUCAAGUCUGCAAGGUCUCUUUUGCACUUGUCUCUUUUGUAAUUGUGAAUCCAUCUGGGUCAAAUAUGCACUUGAAAUACUUCAACUCCUUAGACACCAGUGAAAUUUAAACACUUCUGAAGAUCCUCGACCAUUUUUCAGUAAAACAUAUUACAGAGCACUGGUGAAAAUCUUUAUUUAAAAACUGCAAAUAAUCUGCAGCAAAUGUACUGGUUAAAUUAUUUAAAUUUAGUAACAUUAAGAAUAAAAUAAAUUCAAAUUAAAUUAACUUUAUUACAGUUCUAAUUAGUGCAAUAUUCCAGUGAAAUAAGGAGCAAAAAUGUGUAGGAAAAUUAGCUUUGUCAGUGGGAUUUUUAUUCAUGGAGGAAGAGAAUAAAAUGUCAUCUCAAAAUAUUUUGGUUUGUGCCAUAGUAUUCAUUUGUAGUAUGGAGUUCCACACAUAUUUAACAAAAUUAAAUUACACUGAUGAAGAAUAUUAUUCCCUAACUAGAAUAACUAUUUCAAAAUGAAAAAGUGUGCUUUUUUUCUCUGAAAUAUGAUAGAAGCAGCAUUAAAACU
Anguilla anguilla (European eel) is the source of this 1714-nucleotide messenger RNA. Its product is annotated as odorant receptor 131-2-like. Gene Ontology annotation, molecular function: G protein-coupled receptor activity. Lineage: Eukaryota; Metazoa; Chordata; Actinopteri; Anguilliformes; Anguillidae. The record is from RefSeq and is a predicted model, not a curated record. Gene Ontology annotation, biological process: G protein-coupled receptor signaling pathway. Gene Ontology annotation, cellular component: membrane. The coding region runs from base 151 to 1086 and encodes 311 amino acids. The transcript has 2 exons.